AUGAAACUUGUCGUCAUCUGGGAACACGAUUAUGACAAAUUGCUUGAAGAGGACCCUGACGCCAAAGCCUUUGUCGCCAAUCUGGACUUGACCGAUCGUCUAGACCCCCGCGACAGCCUCAUGGGUGGUCGUACAAAUGGUUGUGUUUUGUACAAGAGAGCAUCACAAGGAACACAAAUCAAAUAUGUCGAUUUUACCUCGUUGUACCCAUUCGUUUAUAAGAUAGCGCGAUAUCCCACCGGACAUCCCGAACUAGCAAAAGUAAAAGUUUUACCGCCUCGAGGUCUUUUUCACCCAGUGCUAGGCUACCGCUCAUACGAAAAGUUAACGUUUCAACUGUGUCGAUCUUGUGUGGAGCGCCAACAGAAAGAACCUUGCGCAUGCUCAGACGCGGACAGAGUACUGACGGGUACUUACUGCACACCCGAACUUCUCAAGGCAAUCGAAAAGGGGUACAAGAUCCUCAAAAUCUACGAAGUCUACCACUGGGAGGAUUCGACUCAGUACGACCCCUCGUCCAAGACGGGCGGGCUUUUUGCGCCUUACAUUAACAUGUUUUUAAAAAUAAAACAAGAGGCCAGCGGGCGACCCGACUGGGUCAAGACGGAGGACGACCUCGCUCGAUACAUCGAAAUGUACGAGCAAAGGGAGGGCAUUCGUUUAGACCCCGACAAUAUCGAACACAACCCGGGGUUACGUAGCCUGAUGGCCAAUCCGACCAUAGAAAUUCAAGAUUUUAACAUCAUUGACGACCACCAUCUCAUGCUGACCACUAAACGGACAUCGGAGGACAUGUGCGACCCCGGUCAUAGCAACGUUUUCUUGGCGUCGUUUACCACUUGCUGGGCCCGUCUUAAGUUGUACGAACUAUUAGAUAUGUUGAAGACUCGCGUUCUGUACUAG
Molecule: messenger RNA, 903 nt
Organism: Magallana angulata
Lineage: Eukaryota; Metazoa; Mollusca; Bivalvia; Ostreida; Ostreidae
Exons: 2
Coding region: 1-903 (300 amino acids)
Biological process (GO): DNA replication
Molecular function (GO): DNA-directed DNA polymerase activity; DNA binding; nucleotide binding
Source: RefSeq, a predicted model, not a curated record